This is a messenger RNA of Lodderomyces margitis, 1005 nucleotides long. Its product is annotated as Mrp/NBP35 family ATP-binding protein. The transcript has a single exon. Gene Ontology annotation, cellular component: cytosol. Gene Ontology annotation, molecular function: 4 iron, 4 sulfur cluster binding; ATP binding; ATP-dependent FeS chaperone activity. Bases 1 to 1005 code for a protein of 334 amino acids. Gene Ontology annotation, biological process: iron-sulfur cluster assembly. NCBI's taxonomy places the organism in Eukaryota, Fungi, Ascomycota, Pichiomycetes, Serinales, Debaryomycetaceae. The record is from RefSeq and is a predicted model, not a curated record.
AUGGUACCAAGUCAACAAGCGCAAGAUUCUAUUAACAGCAAGUUGAAAGAGGCAGAGCCCGAACACUGUCCGGGUCCUGAAUCCGAGUCCGCAGGUAAAGAUGAUGCAUGUAAAGGAUGUGCAAAUCAAGAGAUUUGCUCUUCGCAAAUGCCAAAGGGUCCUGAUCCGGACAUACCUUUAAUCAACAGCAGAUUAGCAAACAUUCAGCACAAGAUACUUGUACUUUCCGGUAAAGGUGGUGUUGGUAAAUCCACUUUCACGUCCAUGCUUUCAUGGGCUAUUGCAGCAGAUGAGGAUUUAGAGGUGGGUGCUAUGGAUUUGGAUAUAUGUGGCCCAUCACUACCGCGAAUGUUGGGAGCAGGUGAAAACGAAAGUAUCCACCAAUCAAACAGUGGUUGGAGUCCGGUAUUUGUUGCCGACAAUUUAGGACUCAUGAGUAUUUCUUUCAUGCUCCCUGAUAGCGACCUGGCAAUAAUAUGGCGAGGUGCCAAAAAGAAUGGUCUAAUAAAGCAGUUUUUGAAGGACGUAGAUUGGGGUGAGCAUUUAGAUUAUUUAUUGGUUGACACUCCGCCGGGAACUAGUGAUGAGCAUUUGUCGGUUACUUCGUUAAUGAAGGAGGUUGGUAUUGAUGGGGCAUUAAUAGUAACGACCCCUCAAGAAGUAGCUUUAUUGGAUGUACGGAAAGAGAUUGAUUUUUGCCGAAAGGCCAAUAUUAAGAUUUUGGGGUUGGUUGAGAAUAUGUCGGGAUUUGUAUGUCCAAACUGUCAUGGAAAGAGUCAAAUAUUUAAAGCUACUACUGGUGGUGGUGAAAAGUUGUGCCAAGAAUUAGGUAUUAACUUUUUAGGAUCAGUGCCUUUGGACCCUCGCAUAGGUAAGGCCUGCGAUGAAGGAGUGUCAUUUUUUGACUUGUAUCCUGAUUCGCCUGCAUCUACAGCCAUUUUAGAUGUUGUUGAUGCUCUACGAGACAAGGUUGAGUUGAACAUGGAUGGUUUAAAGUUGGAAUAA